Molecule: messenger RNA, 702 nt
Organism: Macrosiphum euphorbiae (potato aphid)
Lineage: Eukaryota; Metazoa; Arthropoda; Insecta; Hemiptera; Aphididae
Source: the annotation of a GenBank genome assembly
AUGUCCAGCGACGAAGGCACCACCGACAUGGAUGACCGUGCACUGGCGGUCAGCAAUUUUUCCGCGCUCCCAUUGUUGGUGCAAAAACACCACCACCACCAUCACUACCAACAGCACCAAGACAUGAUGACCGGGAAGUCGUGCGGCCGGAAGGUCAGACGCAGGAGGACAGCGUUCACGCACGCUCAACUGGCUUAUCUCGAACGCAAGUUUCGUUCCCAGAAGUAUUUGUCUGUAGCCGAUCGGAGCGACGUGGCCGAGGCGUUGAACUUGUCAGAAACUCAAGUCAAAACGUGGUACCAAAAUCGAAGAACGAAGUGGAAGCGUCAGAACCAGUUGCGCCUCGAUCAGCUGCGCCAACAGUCGGUUGAGCCGCAGUCGGAAACGUCCGCAGCCGCCGCCGAGUAUGGACAGCACCACAAACAACAGCACCAGCAGCACAGGCUGCACUCGGCGGAACCGCACCACGGCCGACAGACCGAGCACAGAGUGUACGCACCGUCGUCGGCGGACUCGGACAUGCAGGCGGCCGCCGAGGCGUCGGCAGCUGCACCGUUGACGUCGUCGACGGCGGCAGCGGCUGCAGCAGCGUUCAUCGGCGCGCCGUACCCGGGGGUGGCCAACGGCGCUAGGUGGAACUUUCUAACCACGGCCGCGGCCAUCGUGCGGAACGUGUCGUACGUGCAUGGGUGUCACAUGUAA